AUGUCCAACGCCAGCUCGCGCAGAAUAUCAAUAGCUGCCUUGACAAACACUGUUUCUCAACGAGCUGAAUCUCAUGAUCAUUCUUCAAAUCGACCUACCAAUGUGAAUCCUCCAAGAGCCGAUGAAGAAAAGACAACUAAUGCUACCGUGCAUCCUCGAGAUAGCCUCCCAGGACCACGUGUAUCGGCAGCUCAUGGAUCUUUGUCCGAUCAAUUUCAGCAACAUCGCUCGGACACAUCUACAACCUCUCAAUUUCUACCUCCUGGUCCCUCUUUUGCGGCCAGUGAACCGUUGGACAACGUUCAUCAGCAACACUCCAUGCCACCUCAAAUGGACAGACCGAGCUCAGCAACAGCACCUCAAAACUCAAUCGAAUUCGAAUUCUACACACCUCAGGAGCCAGCCAGAUUGACACAUGUAUCGACAUCUGGACCCGAGCCAUUGCCACUCUCCGCUUAUCCACAUCAAGGGUCUGCACUGGCAGAUUUUGUAUUCGAGCGACCCAGUAGCUCCUCGAAAGCAAAAAAAGAGAAAAAGGCGGCGCCUAGCGGUGAAAGAGCAUCAACGGGCAAGUCUACCCCAAAAGCACCCAAGAAGCCAUCCAAGGACUCGAACACGACCUCCAACUCCCAGGUUGAUUCCCAGACAAGUCAUCAAGUUACGGCAGUCCCCGAGGGUCACCAGGACGCUUCCAUAAGCAUCUCAGUCUCCCACCGUUCACCUUCCCGUAUGCAUACGAAACAGCAAUCUGACUUCAGCCAACAUUCUGUGCCUCCAGACGAAACUACUGCAGAAGACGAUAUCAUGGCCGAUUUAGAUAUGGCCGAGCACACAGGCACAGGGAUGCAGCUUAGCUCUACCCGUUUACCUGAAACGUCUGUCGUGGAUUUCGAAGGCGACCUGGAUAUGGAAAUACUUUCUCCGAUGCCACCGCGCAACCCUGUCCCCGCACCAUCAAACCCUCCCGGACCCAAAAAGGUGGUGAAAAAGUCUGCUUCAUCCUUAUCCAUGGCCACUCCUUCCCCAGCUCCAUCGACCCCAGUACCCGCCCCCGCUGCGAAAAAGACAGCACCCAAAGCGAAGAAGGCUCAAACAGGAGCAAAAGCGGCAGCGACGAAGAAGAAGGCUGAAGGAGGUGCACGUACAAAGGCAGAGGCAUCGAAAGCAAAGUCCAGUGGAGACGAUUGGGCACGAGGUGGGGGUUACGAUGAGGGUCUUGGCAACGCUCGUGAUGGUACACCCUUCUCUGCUGUUCAUGGUGCCGGGGGUAAUCAGGCUGGUGAAGACGGCGAAGAGGAUUCAGAAGAAGUCGACACGAGGCUCUAUUGCAUUUGCCGGGAGAUGUAUGACAACAGGUUCAUGUUGGGUUGUGACAAUUGCGACGAAUGGUUCCAUCCUCCCUGUCUUGGUAUGGAAGACUUUCAAUGUGAUUUGCUAGAGCAUUUUUACUGUGCCAAUUGUCGAAAAGCUGAUCCUUCGCUUGUCACAUCUUGGCGCACAAGAUGUUCCAACGGCCUUCAACACCCAUUUCCAGAGUCUGCAGAUGCCUGUUGGAGAGCGGCCCUGCCACCCUUGUCCAAGUACUGCUCGAGGGAUUGCGGCGUCGAGGCAAUGGAACGAAAGAUAGCUCCCUUUAUUAGAGUCAAGGCUGGGAUCAGUCAACCUCAAGACGUCGACGACGGCUUUGCGUCUAUUCCGAGAACACCGGCUGUGAAGACGGAAAUGACCAGGCUCUGGAAAGGUGUCAAAGAUGCCAAGAAACGCGACGCAGUCGUUGCGACUGUAUCUACACCGCCAUCAAAUUCAGACACGACACCACCCGAGCCAGGAUUGUCCUCUUCGUUUGAAUUUGCGCGUCUUUCACAUACAUAUACCCGACUCGGUCAAGAGCUCAAUACACUCACCCGUGAUCUUCAACUCGGAGCGCGUGACUUGGAAUUCAUCCUCGCGCGGGGUCGGCUCGCAAAGCUGGCGAUUAUGUGGAGUGAUCGACCAGAGAACCUUGCAAGGUGUUGCUUUGAUUCUCGACUAUUGAUGGAAGGGAAAGAAUGGGAAGAGUGGGUACUUGGUGAGGGACGAGGGGUGCUCGAAGGAGGAGUGGACGCUGCUCCUGCACCGGCAAAGCCCAUCGUGACCCCUUCUCAAGUGCAAAACGGGGAUGCUGCAACACCUGGAGGUUCCAAGGAAGAAGACGGGGCCGGGGGUGAGGAAGAGGAGUUUGGGUUGGACAUCGAGGCAGACAGUCCGUGGUGCGAUGGUCGUCGCAAGUGCGAGCGUCACUUUGGAUGGCAAAAGCUCUGUAUGGCAGAGUUUGAACUCAACAAGGGUACAAAGGAGCUUGCAUUGCAACGCAUUGGACAAAAACAAACCGACGUUCAGGCUCGUCUUCAAACGACACAGGCACUUCUUGAAGCUCUCGACUUGCGAAGCCAAGAUGAGGCCCACUUCUUGGACCCGACUGUGAUGAGCGCCCAGGCAUCUGCUGUGCCAGAAAAGGAUCGACGAAAGGUUCCUGAAUAUGCAAAAAGCUGGGGGGACGACGUAGACUAUCCUGCACCGGGUUUGAUCACCGAGGAGCUCGCCCAAAAUGUUGCUCUCGAUUCAAUCUUUGUCAAAUCUGGCGAGCUUAUUAUCCCAGAAAAAUGCGAAGAAUGUCGAAAUCGCGCAAAAGGAUGUGACAGGGCUCGUCCGACGUGUGGCAGAUGUGCAAAGAUAGGAAGGGUUUGCGUCCCGGUUAGUACGGGCUUUGUACGGUUGAGGAAAGGAAGAAGCGGCAAGGCGUUGCCUGCUCGUAUAUGGGCACAGAGCGAGGACCCAGAUGCAGUCCACAAUGAACCAGUGGUCGAAGAACAAGAGACUAGGGCAACAAGUUUGAAGACUGGAAACGAGGGGCAAGCAUCACUGACAAUUGCGCCGUUGCAAGCUUCACAGCAGACCAAAAAGCGCAAACGGGAGAUUAUUGUCCCACAGACUCAGCCAUUUGUCUCUUCGUUGCCUCCAUCGCAAGGCCACUAUGUUGACUAUACCUCUCUUCCACUGCCUUAUCCCCCCGUGGAUCCCACACCCCCCCAGGAUCCUCUGGUCUUUUCAAAGUCCGAUUCUGGUGACAUUCCCAUCGACCCUCAACUAUUGGGCAUUUCAGCCGAGCCCCCGGUGUCAUCAAGCCCGCAGCCGUCAAGCAAACGUCCAAAGCUGUUCUCUUCAACCUCAAAUCUAUCUCUUGACGUCGGUGUAUCUACACCAUCCCUAGUCGACCCCAAUUCGACGCGACAAUCGUCAUUUACGACGAGCGGCUACACUUCGCCUACGACGCCCUAUACCCUGGGAAAUCUCAGUCUUACCAGUCCAACUGACUACUCCCAAACACACGAGGUUUCCCCACUGGCAACGGGGGUCUCUGGGCAAGAUCAUGAGGCACCAAACCACACAGUGUAG
Messenger RNA from Serendipita indica DSM 11827, 3435 nucleotides. The record is from the annotation of a GenBank genome assembly. NCBI's taxonomy places the organism in Eukaryota, Fungi, Basidiomycota, Agaricomycetes, Sebacinales, Serendipitaceae.